GAUAAUGUGAAUGAAAAUUUGAAUGUACUUUGAUAAAAAGAAGAAAGACAUGAGAGAGAGAGGAAGAGAGAGAGUGAGAGGGGUUCGCGGCGGACGACGGGCACGGGCAUCAGAGACGACACUGAGUUGGGAGCGGGUAGGAUCAUGCAGAAGAGGCCAACAACAGAGGUCAGUGGUGGAGAGACGAGGACAAUGGCAAUCUGAGAGAAAACAGGGUCGAGGGAAUCAGAAAGAAAGACCGUAUGACGAGGGUUUGUAUAAUCAAGCCACCCCCUACUUCUUCACCAACUUCCCGGAGUCUUGGUCUUAUGCGGAUAUGUGGAGAACUUUCUUACAUUAUGGGAGGGUGUAUGAUAUCUACAGUCCGAACAGAAGAAGCAGGAAUGGAACCAGGUUUGGGUUUGUGAGGUUUCUGGAAGUUAAGGACAGAAAGGAGUUAGAACGGCAACUAGAUCAGAUCUGGGUUAAUGGCAUGAAGUUAUGGGUUAAUAGUCCGAGAUAUGAUGUUGAAAAGAAUAGAAGCAAGGAGAAAAGAAUCAGCAGUGAAGGGACAUCUCAGUUGCAAGCUCAUAAAUAUGAUGAGGCCAUGGAAGGAAAAAUCAGUCGAGAAAGGAUGCCUCAAAAGCAAAACAAAAGUUAUGCUGAGGUGGUGAAAGAAAAUCAGAGGGAAAGAUUGUUUGAAGAAGAUAUCACUCAAAAUCAGUCAAUCCAGGAAAGAAGUAAUAGUAGAAUCAGAUUCGGGCUUCAUAAUAGGGAGCCAAGGAAAAGAUGGCAGGAGAAAGGAAGGAGAGAAGACUGGGUUGGGAUGGAAUAUAAUAUCAAGCCUGAAGAAUAUUCAUGGCUCAAUGGGUGUUAUGUGGGCACAGUGCACUCAGUAGAAAUGGUCCGCAAUUUACAAGAGAAAUUUUACAUGGAAGGGUAUUUUUCUUGUAAAAUAUAUGCGAUGGGAGGACGAUUAGUCUUGUUGGAUUGUGAGGACAAGGAGGAACUUAAGGAUAUGGUGGAGAUGGCAACAGAAUGGCUAGGCAAGACUUUAUGCCUUCUUUCCAAAGUGAUUCAGAGGAACAGGAGAUGUGGUCAACUGAGAGUGAAAUGGAAGAGCAGAAAUCCGAAAAUGCAAGGGAAGAGUUGCAGGAUGAAGCCGAAGAUUGCUAGGAAGAAGAAGAUGACGUGCCUGGAACAAAUUCAAAAUUUGAAAAUAGUGGGAGGAAAUGGAGGGGCAGAGACGGAGAUCAAAUAUCAAGGGAAGCUGUCAUCAUCAACGAGCCCUGAAGAGGAGAAGGGGGCGGAUUUGGGCUCUAAAAAGAAUGAUCCAGCAUACAUGAAGCCCAUGAGACAGGAAGAAAGCUUAGAGUGUGUGGAGUCUUCUAAUAUGGGCUUGGCCCAAGCCAGCUUGGGGGUAAUUAAAUCAAAAGCAAAGGGUAGUAUGGAUUUUUCCAGAGUUAAAGACACUGCAGAGGAUAACACCGGGGAAGAUGCAGAUCUGGCCUGGAAAGGAUAUGAGAGUGAAAGUGGAAGCAUGCACAUAGGGAUGAGUAAGCUAAGCGAAGGAAGCACCAAAAGGAAGGGGCAGCGGGUAAGAAAUUGUAGCUCUAUCUAUUUAAAUACACGUGAAUUGGAUAGUGAAAGAAGGAGAAGCCGAGGCCGAGGAAGGGGUAAGCAGAACGAACUGUCGAGGGUGAGAAGUUCAAUGCCAGAUUUUAUGCCGAGCCCGACCGAAAAAGUUGCAGGAGACUCUGUAGGUGAUUCCGAGAUCCAUCAUUGCAAUAAGGCUCUAAAGAAGAAGAUGCAGAUCAGAUUUGCGAAAGAAAUAUGGGAGCUUGCAAAGCAAUUGGGGGCAACGACAGAGGAUGAGGAGGAGAUAAUUCGGAGGAUUGAAGAGAUGGAGAACAGAGAUAGACAAGGAAAAGUGAUCGCGGGAAACCAAGGGGAAAUCGGUAGCAAUAAGAUAGAUGGUGAACAGUUCACGGGAGUGACAGAAAUUAAAGAAGAGGUGGCUAGGUAUUUCCAAUCACUGUUCAUAGAAGAAAGAUGGAAGAGACCAAAGUUAGAUGGGGUUAGUUUCAAGCAGAUUUCACAAGAGGACAACGAGCUUCUCACGAAAGUAUUCUCAGAGGAGGAAGUUAAAGAAGCAGUAUGGGAUUGUGAUUCUGCCAAAUCUCCAGGUCCAGAUGGAUUCAACUUUAGAUUCAUUAAGGAAAUGUGGGAAGUUAUAAAGCCGGAGGUAAUUGCCUUCAUUCAGGAGUUUCACAAACAUGGGGUCAUGUACAAGAUCAUAGCAAAGCUGCUAGCGAACAGGCUACGAAAGGUGCUACCCAAAGUCAUCGGGGAGCAGCAGAUGGCAUUUAUUGGGGGUAGACAAUUAGUAGAUGGGGUUAUCAUUGCAAAUGAAGUCAUAGAUGAGGUUAAAAGGAAGAAGAAGAAUUGCUUCAUUUUUAAAGUAGACUUUGAGAAAGCCUAUGACAAAGUAUGUUGGGAAUUUUUGGAUUACAUGAUGAAGCGACUGGGAUUUAAUGAAACAUGGAGGAGAUGGAUAUUGGAGUGCCUAAAGUCAAGCUCGAUUUCUGUUCUUAUAAAUGGUAGUCCAACAAGUCAAUUCUCGGUUAGCAAAGGCAUACGACAAGGUGACCCAUUAUUGCCAUUUCUCUUCUUGAUAGUGGCAGAAGGGUUGAAUGGCCUAGUGACCUCGGCAGUGGAAAAAGGAAUAUAUAAAGGAGUGAGGGUAGGGAAUGAAGGUGUCAUGGUGUCACAUCUACAAUUCGCGGAUGACACGGUAUUCUUCGGGGAGGCAUCAGAAGAUAACAUAAAAGGGGUGAAGACAAUUAUGAGGAUCUUCGAGCUGGCUUCAGGACUUAAGAUCAAUUUCGGGAAAAGCCAUUUGAUGGGGGUGGGAGUAGCAGAGAGUUGGCAAACAGAAAUGGCAUAUAGAUUGCACUGUAAAGAAGGGGAACUCCCAUUUGUAUACUUGGGAAUCCCAAUAGGGGGGAACAACAGAAGGAAAUCAAUGUGGCAACCAAUGGUACAAUCAGUUGAGAGGAAAUUAGCUAGCUGGAAGGGCAGAUACCUUUCUAUGGGAGGUCGUAUCACGCUAAUCAAUUCAGUGUUGUCUUCUUUGCCCGUGUUCCUAAUGUCAGCCUACCUAAUUCCAAAAGGAAAGGAGAAAACAUGCAAUCAAAUGGGCAACCUAAGGAGUGGAUCGUGGGAAUGGAAGCUAUCAUGGAGGAGAAAUAUAUUCGAAUGGGAAGCUGGAGAGGUCGUUGAUCUCAAAAGAAUGAUAGAGGGCGUUAAGAUUACUCAAGGCUGGCCUGACAAGUGGGAAUGGAUUCACGACAAGGAGGGUCAAUACUCAACAAAAUCAGCAUACCACCUAUUAGCAACUGAUCAAAGCGGACCUAAUAGAUCUACAAUUUUCAAAAGAACAUGGAACACAUCUCUCCCGACCAAAGUAUCAGCAUUCAACUGGCAACUAAUGUUGGAUAGAAUACCAACCAAGGUGAAUUUGGUGAAAAGAGGGAUUAUUAAAGACAUGGAGGAGAGCAAGUGUGUUGUCUGUGAAGAACAAGAAGAGGACUCAGCACAUCUAUUCUUAAGGUGCAAGCUGAGUUGAUGGCUGUGGGAGGCAUGUGCCAAAUGGUGGGGGGUCGAGGCAAAGCUCGACAUCGACUGUUCAAAGACAUUUGAAAAUUUUGGAGAUUGGAGCAAAGAGGCACGAACAAGACAAGGAUGGGAUUGCAUAUGGAGUUCGGUUGUGUGGACUGUGUGGCUUGCUCGCAAUCAAAAAUUUUUCCAGCA
Messenger RNA from Rubroshorea leprosula, 3792 nucleotides. NCBI's taxonomy places the organism in Eukaryota, Viridiplantae, Streptophyta, Magnoliopsida, Malvales, Dipterocarpaceae. The record is from the annotation of a GenBank genome assembly.